AAAAAAGGUUCAAUACCGAGAACAUUAUACCGACAACAUGUCCUCGGUAUAGACAUUUCAUAUGCGCGGGACAUUUUCGCGGUUCUGAAUAGGUUUAGUUGCUAUACCGAGGACCUAUACCGAGAACAUGUUCUCGGUAUAGGGUUUAUAAAUAUCACACUCAGCCGCGAAGCCCCUUCUCCUUCCUCUCUGGUUUCUCUGGGUUUUCUCCGAAACCUCCGCCUCCCUCCGCCGAUUAUAGUCGUUUUCCUCCAUAAAAGCUCGGUUUUAAGCCCCAAAAUUGCCAAGGGUGAAGGAAUUUCUGUGUAUUUGUUGAAGGUUGGGUAUUCGGUUUUUGUUGGAUUAUAGGGAUUGCUAGCAAGAUAUUGAAGGCAUUGAUAUGGCUGAUGUUAUUGCUCAAUCUCACGGGGGUGAUGGUGGAGGAUGCGAUCCUCCACGUGGACCGGCAGAUAUCCCAGCUGAUUGUGAACGAGCGCCUCCAAGUAAACGUGGACGCCAUAAGGGAUUGAACACGCGGGAAAAGAGGGAACAGUUGGGGCGUCCUCUCCCUCUCGAGUGGGAUGUGCGGGGGAGAACAUAUAAAGAGAUCGGAGAGUACAGCUCAAAUUUCUCAAGAGAGCUCGGAUUACUUGUUCGACAGUACACAGAUCCGGACUGUCCUCAAUGGUCAAAAGUACCAAAUGCCUCGAAAGAAAGAAUACUUGCACAUUUGGAAGAUGAUUUGUUUGAUAUUGGGCGUACUAGAUAUGGAGAAGGGCAUAUGCCUGGGAUCUUGAGAGGCAUUGAUACUUCGUGUGCUAAAAAGUAUUCUGACUGGAAGUACGAUAUUAAAGAGCACUUAACGAUUAAUGGGCCACAAAAUCGUUAUGGUGGUUGCACGGAUACGCAGUGGCAAAAAGCAAUUGAUUUUUUCCGUCGCCCAGAAAUUACGAAACGUUCUGUGGUCAACAAGGAAAAUAGAAAGAAAUUGAAAGAGCUUAGCUAUGGAGGUUCUCAGUCAAUCCCAGCCUUACGCUAUAAAAAGCGCAAUUUAGAGACUGGGCAACUUGAGUCCAUCCCGGAUAGCUGGAUGGAUACUCACCAUAAAUCAGGCACAGGGUGGGUGACAGAGACAGCAAAAAAUACUUGGGAGGAAUUGCGUGCAUACCGCGACACACAGCAGACACAGGCAACUGAUACUGAGAGUUCCACACCAGUUUCGAGUGCGCCUGAAGAUGAAGACAUAUCUUUGGUACAAAAUGUCUUCGGAAAACGACGGGGCCACCAGAAAGGAUAUGGACGUAUCCUUAACAUAAGGGACCGAACUCCAUUUGAUUUUCGUCCUUCACAAACUAGAGAUGAAGAGUUGUCUGAGAUGAGAGAGCGUCUUCGACAGUUAGAGGAGCAUGUCCGGACUCAUUGUAUCACCCCGGGAUCUCAAUCUGCCCCACCACCACCACCCGAUGAUCCUGAUGUUGGAGCACCGACUCAGUAGGACUUAUGUAUGAAUUUUAUUACAAUUGACUAUUACAUUAUCAUGUUUAAGACAAGUCUUUAUUUUAAUUCAACGAAUACACUCUUAUGUUUUUUUUUAUAUCUUUAAUAUAAGUGUUUUAAUUUUA
This is a messenger RNA of Humulus lupulus (European hop), 1601 nucleotides long. RefSeq lists its product as uncharacterized. The record is from RefSeq and is a predicted model, not a curated record. NCBI's taxonomy places the organism in Eukaryota, Viridiplantae, Streptophyta, Magnoliopsida, Rosales, Cannabaceae. The coding region runs from base 380 to 1474 and encodes 364 amino acids. The transcript has 8 exons.